AUGGGGGCCCUCCAGACACAAAUCACUGGGGUGGAAGGCAGAGAAGAUGCCAGGGACCACACUCUGCAAGUAAGCCAAGACCAAAUACAAGACCUCACAACAGGUCCAAAGUCUAACCAGAACUGUCACGGCACUGGAAGCGAGGCGCAGGAAGCGGAAUUUCCGCCUUCCAGGCAUCCUGGAAACCGUUGGAGGGGAUGACCUACUGCCAUAUGUACAGAGUCUGAUGGCCAAAAUAGGCGUGAAAGGCAGCAAGGACCCAGGCAUACUACUUACCGCAUUCCAAAUUCGGAAAGCAGCGGCCGCCGCAGGUGAUGCACCCAGGGACACCAUAGUCAUGACUAGGGUCGUGGCAGUGCGAACGGCGAUACUGUCACACUCCAGGGAACUCAAUAAUAUACAAUUUGAGGGGCAUAUAGUGGCAAUCUAUGGGGACAUCCCCUUUGCUGCACUGAUGAGGCAGAGACAACUUGCACCGAUAGCGAAACAGCUCCGAGAGGCAACGAUCCGCUACAGAUGGGGAACUGAUGGCUCAUUGUAG
This is a messenger RNA of Pelobates cultripes (western spadefoot toad), 541 nucleotides long. The record is from the annotation of a GenBank genome assembly. Lineage: Eukaryota; Metazoa; Chordata; Amphibia; Anura; Pelobatidae.